Messenger RNA from Aspergillus thermomutatus, 789 nucleotides. Its product is annotated as sugar O-acetyltransferase. The coding region runs from base 1 to 789 and encodes 262 amino acids. The record is from RefSeq and is a predicted model, not a curated record. Gene Ontology annotation, molecular function: acetyltransferase activity. NCBI's taxonomy places the organism in Eukaryota, Fungi, Ascomycota, Eurotiomycetes, Eurotiales, Aspergillaceae. The transcript has a single exon.
AUGGCCGCCACCGAAAAGCGGCCCGAGAUCAUCGCUCUCGCCCGCGAACUGAAAGAUGUUCCCAUGUGCGAGGAAUACGAGCGCAUGGUCUCCGGCAUGAUGUACAACCCCAACACCCCCAAACUGCUCGAGGCCCGUCACCGGUGUCGCGGGCUGGCAGCCGACUACAACAGCCUGGACACGAAAACGGUGCCCUACGAUCAGAUCUACGAGAAGAGGAUCGAGCUGCUUCGGCGCGUGGUCGGCAAGGUGGGCGACGGCACCUUUAUCGAGCCACCGUUCAUGCCAGACUACGGAUGCAACAUCAUCAUCGGCAAGGACUGUUUCGUCAAUUGGAAGUAUGUAUAUGUCCAUGUCCAUGUCCAUGUCGCGCGUCGAUUCGUCGUCUCCGGUUGGAUACGCUGGAUCAAAACUGACAGUAUCAGUCUCACUGUCCUGGACACCAGCCUCGUCGUCAUUGGGGACCGGGUGCAGAUAGGAACGAACGUCAGCAUCAUAACCGCCGGCCACGACACGAGUAUCCUGUCGCGGCGGAAGUUUGUGGAAUUCGGCCAUCCCGUCUUCAUCGAGGACGACUGCUGGAUUGGCGCGAAUGUCGUGAUUCUGCCUGGCGUCAGGAUCGGGCAGGGUUCGACGAUCGGCGCUGGCUCCAUCGUCACCAAGGAUAUUCCGCCCUUCUCCGUGGCAAUGGGGAGUCCAUGCCGGGUCAAAAGGACGAUUCCUUCGGCGGAGGAGGAAGAGCAGGAUGAGACGAAUCCGUUUCGGAAUCUGGUGCGCGAGGAUCGGUAG